CGUAAACGACCGUCCAUUUUGCUUUAUGUACACUGAGUUGCAUUGAACUUGUCGCACUGAAGUUGCCUACACAUUCACUAACACAUUCACGUCGUGUCGGUGAGCCGAUGGGCGAGAUCGGCUCACCGACGCGGCGUGAAUGUGUCAGUGCGCCAACUUCACUGUGACAGCUUCGAUGGAACUCAUUGUCAGUGUACUGGCUACAGGAAAGCGUACAGUAAGCAACGACGCGACGCGUUGUGAACGGAUGAUUUAAAAUUGAUACUUUGGCGCAAGCAAAAUAGUUUGAUCCAUCAUACAGUUUCGUAACGAAGAAUAUUUCUUAAAGUUUAACAACAGCAAAUAAAUGGUUAGAAAAUUAGAGGCACUCAUGGACAUGAUUCAAAAGCAUCCAUGCUUAUGCAAUAAACAAACUUCACCGGUGUAUGUAUGGCAAGAAAUUGCUAAAGAAAAAGCAUGGGAAGAGAUAGCAAAGGAAAUGAAAUUGUCAGUUGACACUUGUAAAGAGAUAUGGAUCAUAAUUCAAGACGUAAUUUCUCUAAGUUCAAAGCUAGACUUAAAUAAACACGAUAAGAGGAAGUUUGUGUUUUCCGUGAUGGAACUUAUAGAUCACACUAAAAAUACCGGACAUUUUUCGCCUCCUCCAAUUGUCGAAACAGAAACUGACAAAACGAAAGAACAAAAUGGAUUGAAAAUGAAGAAAGAUACAAGAGAAACAUUGCCUUCGACUCAAGAAGACCAUUUGAUGUCACCAAGACGCAAUGAAAGAGUAAAGCCAUGUAGCAAUCAGGUUGAUAACGUAUGUGUAAAUUGUUCACAACAAAAAACAAACGGUUCUCCUGCAGACGAUUAUCGGAAAUCAUUUCUCAUUAGUUUGCUUCCCGAUGUUAAUAAACUUUCAGACAAUGAGAUGCGAGACUUUAAAGUCAAAGUUCUAAUGUUGUUGGACGAAAUGUUAACAGGGUCGCAACAUGAUGAACGCAUUAAAUAAGAUCCAACUGGAAAAAAAUCACCAACACCUUGCGUUAUUUCACAUGUUUCACAACACAUGUCACCUACUUCUUCAUCCAUCGAUUCUGUUACCACUACAUAGUUUCAACCUACUUCGUUAUAUUUUACUUCUAGCUCUAUUCAGUAUGAUACAUUAACAUUACAAACUAUGGUAAAUACACUUAUGAUUAAUGAUUCAAUUCAAAAAUAAAUUUUUUAAUUUUA
Osmia bicornis bicornis is the source of this 1215-nucleotide messenger RNA. RefSeq lists its product as uncharacterized. NCBI's taxonomy places the organism in Eukaryota, Metazoa, Arthropoda, Insecta, Hymenoptera, Megachilidae. The coding region runs from base 347 to 991 and encodes 214 amino acids. The transcript is spliced from 2 exons. The record is from RefSeq and is a predicted model, not a curated record. Gene Ontology annotation, molecular function: DNA binding.